This is a messenger RNA of Gregarina niphandrodes, 1014 nucleotides long. RefSeq lists its product as hypothetical. The transcript is spliced from 3 exons. NCBI's taxonomy places the organism in Eukaryota, Apicomplexa, Conoidasida, Eugregarinorida, Gregarinidae. The annotation marks the transcript as partial. The record is from RefSeq and is a predicted model, not a curated record.
AUGCGAUCGAGCGCUGGGUUGUUGGUUAGUUAUUGGUGGUUAGUGGUUGCGAAGGACUGCAGUUAUGUGUGCUCCCUCAAUGAAAAUGCGGUUCCUUCAAGUCAGUGUCUCCAGCUAUGUACGAAUGGGUCCUCGUUGACUGCCCCCUGCAGCGAGGACUGCUACAACGUGGACGCUUGUUUCCAUGCCAUUAGUAUCGGGUAUGACGCGAGUGCGGACCAGCAGAGCUACAAAAGCCAAAUCACGGACACGGCGGCACAGUGCCACAUUAGUUGUAUCGGGGAUAGAGGCUGUUUUGCCUGGCAGUGGGACAUGUCCGGCAGCCACAAGUGUGUUUUCAAGACCGAAGAUCAAGUCUUCCGGGCGGCUAGCCAGACAGUCCAAGACGAGAACGGCAACCCAGUGGAUGUGGAUACCGAGUUCUGUGAUAGCAACGCCUAUCAGAACCAGAGCAUAGGACUGCAACGAACCUCUGGAUACAUGCAGCCUUCUAACCACCACGACAACGACCACUACCACUACUACGAAGAGGACCACCACAACCACCCCCACGACAACGACAACCAAGUCGACUACAAAGACAAAAUGGACCCUACCCCCAACGCCGCCCACGCUGAAACCCACCACUACCACAACCAAGUCGACUACCCCCACCACUACCACAACCCAGUCGACACCAACUUCAAGUUGGGCGAGUUCCACAACGAGACCCACGGCGAGUCCCACAACGAGACCUACGGCGAGUCCCACAACGAGACCUACGGCGAGUCCCACAACGAGACCUACGGCGAGUCCCACAACGAGACCUACGGCGGGUCCCACAACGAGACCUACGACGAGACCUACGGCAAGUGGCACGACAAGCACCACUACCACGGCGCGUCCGAAACGUACGAAGCCGCCAUGGCAAUCUUUGGUUUCUUGGCUGUUCGACAAAGACGGGACGAGCCGGAGGAGUUGGACGGAGACUUCCACGAGCACGAGACGGAGGAGGAGCAGGAGGCAGAUGAGGAG